Molecule: messenger RNA, 1614 nt
Organism: Cherax quadricarinatus
Lineage: Eukaryota; Metazoa; Arthropoda; Malacostraca; Decapoda; Parastacidae
Source: RefSeq, a predicted model, not a curated record
UUAGCCUACUUUUGUCCUAAAUUAUGUAUACCUUAUACAUUCCUUGUAUAUCACAAAGAAAUAAAACAAUAAUAACAACAACUGUUAACAUCAGAGUACAGGUGCCACUGCGUAAAUAUUUUUUUAUAACUCGUGAAAUCGCUUCCGAAACUUGUACAAAUAAUUAUAGUAUUUCCAAAGUCGUCGAUGCAAUACCCAACGUUUGUCGGCGAUAGAUAAAUGGCAAGAGAAGGUAAAAAUAUAUAACUGGAUAUAUGAGGGUAUGGUGGCAAGAGUAUGCUGACCACAUGCAACCAGCGUCAGUAUGGACGAGACCAGCAGAGGUGGUGGGUGUGCGCGGGUGUUCAUGAGCCAUGGAGAACGACAAAGAAUUUAUUGAACACGAAGACUUAGAGAACGAUCGUCUCAGCGUGGAGUCGAUGUGUUUGAGCAGUGGUACAAUUUCUCCAGAAGUGUUGGACAUCACGACAAACAGCAGUUUCUUGCAUCACCUUCCAAAUGCACAAGACAUUGUAACUGAGGUUACAGACUUCAAUUCUACACACUGUAGUAUGGAACAAGAAAGCAAUAUGCUACGUUCCUCUGAAGCUGAAAACACUUUAGACAGUGAGUCUGUGGCAGUGGCAGACCUAUCUUUUAAACUGUUCCCGACCGUAGACUCCAAACAUUUCCCAUCAUGGAUGGAGACACUUGCGCCACUCCUCGCCCAGUUUUGGAGAAACACUCCUCGAGCGACGUUUGACUGUAUGGUGUCACGUUUAAAGAGGCAUUUAUUUUUGACGGAAGAUGGUAAACUAUCUAUCAACCUUGUCGCUGCGGCCAUACUAGGACUUCAUCCUAUGAUUGAAGGACGACGAUAUUCACAUGAUGAUAUUCAGGCUCCAAAGACGUUGCCUUGUAUUUUAAGAGAGAGACUAUCUUGUGGAUUAUUCGUCCCAAUGGUACACAUAUUGUAUGGCGAGGCGCUUAUGAACGGUCAUGGAUACCAUGUGAAUGCCUGUGGUCAGAAAGUCGGAGCAGAGCCAUAUCCCAUCAGUCUUCAGGACUCGCCACCGAAGGAGUUUUGCACUCUAGUCAAACGCAUUGACAUCAUAAGAGGAAUGACUUCGCAUGGAUUAGCGUUGGCAUUCCGCUUUCCCUACCUGGCUUCCAAAAUGCAUGGACUCUUACAUUUUAUGUGGACCUUCUUGUUCACUAAAAGGAUGCCUGUAGCUGCGGGCAUGGAGCUUUAUGAUGCGUUUUUUCAAGAGUUCGAGAAACAACUUUGCCUAUUACAAGUGAUGCCCAUAGACAAAUUUCCUUCCAGGCUGAUUAAGUGUGUCUAUGCCAAAUACCCCAAAAAACUAGUUUGCAACACCUAACAUGCAUCCUACACUGAUAAUAAUGAAUUUAGCUCCAUGACAAAACCUAUUCAUAUUUCAAGCAACCUUCUAUUUGUAUUUCCUGCUAAUUUUACAAAAAAAAUUAUAGUUUCAUGCAUUAUUCAUAUCUUUAGUGUAAUACAAUUCGUAACUGAGUACUACCACUACUAUUUUACACGUGCUCACUAUAUAUUACCAUUAAUUACAUUCCUAGGAGAAUACAAAGCACUUUAUUUUUCUACGUUAAUAAAUA